Molecule: messenger RNA, 3064 nt
Organism: Ooceraea biroi (clonal raider ant)
Lineage: Eukaryota; Metazoa; Arthropoda; Insecta; Hymenoptera; Formicidae
Product: Mediator complex subunit 25
Biological process (GO): positive regulation of transcription by RNA polymerase II
Cellular component (GO): mediator complex; transcription regulator complex
Source: RefSeq, a predicted model, not a curated record
UCUGUGUUUCUAUAUACAUAUGUAUAUAUAUAUAUAUAUAUAUAUAUACAGAAGCUUUGACAGUGUGUUUAUUCUGUUUAUGUAUUGUUGUUCAUCAGAUGAGUCUAUAAAUUUUUACUGAAUGACAAUGGUAACAGGACCUGCUGAACAUGUGUGUGGGAUACAGGCUGACGUUAUAUUUGUCAUUGAAGGAACGGCUGUUAAUGGAGCGUACCUCAAUGACCUUAAAACAAAUUAUCUCGUCCCAACGUUAGAAUAUUUUAGUCAAGGGGGCAUAGAAGAUAGGGAAUAUGUUUCUGAGAAUAGCACAACGUUAUACGGAAUAGUGGUUUACCAUGCCGCUGAUUGCUUACCGGCACCUUGUACAGAGACUCUUGGACCUUACUCAAAUCCUCAUAAGCUGUUGAUGGUUCUAGAUAAACUCGAGAUGGUUGGUGGAAAGGGAGAGUCCUUUGCAAAUAUAGGUGAGGGUCUUGCCACGGGAUUGCAGUGUUUCGAAGAUUUACAACUGAGACGGGAACCAAAUACAGCGUCACAGAAACAUUGCAUCUUAAUAUGCAACUCGCCCCCAUAUCAGACCAUGAUUCAGGAAUCUUACAAGUUUGCUGGCCACACCAUUGAGCAAAUAGCUACCAUUUAUCAAGAGAGGAACAUUAACAUCUCCAUAUUAUCGCCGCGGAAGAUACCGGCGCUGUAUAAAUUAUUCGAGAAAGCCGGCGGUGACUUGCAAUCCUCGCAGACGAAGAAUUACGCCAAGGAUCCGCGACACUUGGUGCUGCUGCGUAAUUACAACCUGAAAGAACGGCCCGUCAGUCCGCAGAUAGGUGGUAACGUUCACACCGCCGCUGUUACCGCGGCACAGAUUCCCCUGAGUCCACUGCAGAGCAACGACAGUCCGAACACGAACCAGGUUCAGCAGAACAUCGCGCCACCGAAUCAGCAGCAGGGUCCGCCCUUCAGGAGCCAGGCGCCGCAGAAUAUUGCUAACGUACAUCAGACGGUAACGCCGUCCAUGGCGGCGCCGAUGAAUGCCGCACGGCCACCCUACAAUCCGCAGAUAGCCGCGCCGCCGAACUACCAUCCGGCAGGUGUGAAUAUUGCCGCCAGACCCACGAGAUGGAUGCGGCCCUUCAUAGCGCCGAGCGCGACCGCGCCCGCCAACGCGCAGGGCAGCGCGUUGAUAGCACAACUGACGCAGCCGCCUUCGUCGUUAGGACUCAACGUGGCUGCGUUCAACCAAAGAUUGGACGCUGGCAACAAUGUCAUGGCGCCUAAUCCGCAACAACAGCAGCAGCAACUCACGCAGCAACAGCAACAACUGCGAUUGACGAUGCAACUGCAGCAGCAGCAGCAGCAGCAAAACGCCCAACAGGCUACCAUGUCGAUGGCCGCCCAACCGACUCACAAUCAAUCAGGAUCGCAGCUCACCGUAUCUUGCAUUAGCCAAUCAGUACCCACUCAAGUGCCGCAGACUGUUACAGUGUCGCAACAAGCGCCAGUCUCAGUGUCUUCCAUCACGCAACAGAUCACACAUCCUCAAGCACAAAACAAUGUAGCCACUGGUACCGUGCAAGGUCAACAGCUCAUGCCGCGUGAACGUCAGAAUAUCUGGCAAGGCAUUGUAGAAUGGAUCGAGAAGGCGAAAAAUCCUACGGACGCGCAGAAACAAACGAGACAUGUUCCGUGCCAAGUCUCGGCUAACUCGAAGGACGGAGAUCCGGAAUUGAAAGCGGACACGUGGCCACCAAAAUUGAUAAUGCAACUGAUGCCGAAGCAGCUGAUAGGAAAUAUUGGUGGUUCUUAUUUGAAGAAUUCCAAGUCCGUUCUUUUCCAUCCAACGCCGUGCGAGGCGCUGGAAUCCUUAACAAAAAUGAUGAGCGCUGGAUUUGCUGGCUGUGUCCACUUCACUUCUGCUGCAUCGAGUCCAGCUUGCGAGAUAAAAGUUCUCAUACUCCUAUAUACCGCGGAGAAAAAGACGUACUUGGGCUUCAUUCCGAAUGACCAGACGGCGUUUGUCGAUCGCCUCCGUAAAGUGAUACAGCAACAAAAGACAUCUCAGGCUUCUAUGAGACAGGGACAAGUGAAUGCCAAUCCUGGACCAGGAAAUGCAAUUCCUGCACCCAUGCCUACCACAGGUGCACAGGGGGGUAUUCUUAUGUCCCAAACAAAUACCAUGACGAUGGGUGGCGGUCAGAUAACGCAAAAUGUCGUGUCCACCAACGCUCCUCCGCAGACUCUAACUUCGAGCAGUGGUCCGCAAGCGCAAAUGAAUAUGCAGAUGCUGAUUGACUUGAUGCGUUUACAGAAUAGCGGCAUUAGCGGCCCUCAGGCAAAUGCCGCCGCCGGAGGUAUGAUUGGUCAACAACGACCUCCGUUCGACGACAUAGAGAUGGCUCGGCACCAAAACUUAUUGAAGAUACAGCAUUUGCGGCAAACGUUAGAAGCCGCGCAGCAACAAGAGGCGCAAUAUAAAUCGCAAUUGGAAGUAAACAUUCAGCAAAACCUGGAAGUGGCGCAACAACAAGAAAUGCAAUAUAAGCAACAGCUUGAGGCACAACAGGCGCAGAGAGGUCUCAAUCAGGCCGCUAUGGCCAACCAACAGGCGAACGCUCAGAGACUGAUGCGUCCUGUCACCACCAACAAUCUCGGUCUAAGACAUCUGUUGCAACAACCGCAACCUCAAUAUAGGCAAGUAUUUGGAGUGCAGCAGCAAAUGGUUGGUCCAAGAGGACAGAUAGCGACGAGACCGAUGGCACCCGGCAACGCGCAGAACCAACAAUUUGAGGACGUACCGAAUUACGACUUUCUUAAUUAAAUAUUCCUAAUAAGAGUGUCUUUUUUUUCCUUUUUAACUACAAUUUAUCAGUAUUUAAGGAAAUGUAUAUAUUUGCGGGAGCAACGAGUGAUUGUAUUUACAUUUACACACACACACAUACACACAGCGUGUGCAAGUAAGCGAAACUAUUUGUACAUAAAACUAUAUGCGUAAAACGUGGGAAUGGAUUACCUUGUAUGGCGAAUACAGAAAAUAUUGUUAUAUACAUAUACAUUUUUGUUUCUGCAA